Molecule: messenger RNA, 4877 nt
Organism: Oryzias latipes (Japanese medaka)
Lineage: Eukaryota; Metazoa; Chordata; Actinopteri; Beloniformes; Adrianichthyidae
Source: RefSeq, a predicted model, not a curated record
CGGAUCCAACCAAUGUAACCGACGCGUGCGCGUUCUAUAUGGUCUAUUUCUAUCAUCGUCAUCCUCUAAGCCAGACUUUGGCUGCAGUUGGACUGGUUAGGCUGGCGACUCACUGUUGUCGAACCGGCUGAUUGAUUAUGGCAGCUUAGUUUGGAUGUGUGCUAACUCCUAGCAAGACAGUUGAUAUAAUUACCACAGUUCUGUUAAAUUCGAACGAGUUCAUCGAUACUUCUUUUUUGUUAACCCCCACACUUGUUUGCUUCAUCACAGAGCUAAGUUUGGCUAACGUUACUUACAUGCUAGCUUUCAUAAGCUAAGUGUGACGGCUUCUUCUGUCUAUCGUUAAGGUUGUCGGCAUGCUGCAGUGAGGGAUGUACAGAGCGCUCGUGGUCACCACAGUCUUUUUGGGGGUCCAAGGCAGCUCUGGUGUAGAGAGCCCCCCCACGCCGUCGCCCAAUGAGACCUCCAGGGACUACUGUUACUCUGCACGCAUUCGCAGCACUGUUCUCCAGGGGCUGCCCUUUGGGGGAGUGCCCACUGUCCUCGCCCUGGACUUCAUGUGCUUUUUGGGGCUUCUGUUUUUGUUCUCCAUCUUGAGAAAGCUUGCAUGGGAUUACGGGCGGCUCGCCUUGAUUGCAAAAGAUGACAGUGAAAGCAUGAGCGUCUACUGUGUGUGCGCAGCGCAUGAGCCACACAGACAAGAUGCUUACAGAGAGAGCAUGUCUGCUGUGACAUCAGAAACGUCCGAUCGCUACGAGCGGCUCGCCUCAGUUUCAAGUUCACUUGACUUUGACCAAACCGAUCAUGGUUUCUGUUCGUGGUUAACUGCCGUUUUCCGCAUCAAGGAAGAUGAACUCAGGGAAAAGUGUGGCGAAGACGCCAUACAUUACCUGUCCUUUCAGAGGCACAUCAUCGGCCUGCUGGUCGUGGUCGGCGUGCUCUCUGUGGGCAUCAUCCUGCCUGUGAAUUUCUCUGGGAACCUACUAGAAAAUAAUGCCUAUAGUUUUGGGCGAACUACUAUAGCAAACUUAGAUGUCGGUAAUAAACUGUUGUGGCUUCACACCACCUUUGCGUUUCUUUACCUUUUACUGACGGUGUUCAGUAUGAGGCGGCACACGUCCAAAAUGCACUACAAGGAGAAUGAUCUGGUGAAGCGCACUUUAUUUAUCAACGGUAUUUCCAAACAGGGAGAGGAGAGGGAAAUAAAGCAACACUUUGAGAGCGCAUAUAGCAACUGCACUGUCCUGGAGACACGGAUCUGUUAUGAUGUGGCGAAGCUCAUGCAGCUCAACUCUGAAAGAAAGAAAGCAGAGCGCAGCAAAAAGUACUUCAUUGACCUGGAUAAAAAUGCCUCCGAGCCGUCCAAGGUCAACCCGAAGCCGUGUGGACACCUUUGUUGCUGUGCCAUCAAAGGCUGCGAACAGGAAAAUGCUGUGAGCUAUUAUACCAAUCUGGAGGCAGAAAUAAGGCAACAAUACAGGACAGAGAGAGAGAAGGUCAACAAGAAACCUCUGGGAAUGGCCUUUGUUACUUUCCAGAACGAGACCAUAACUGCCACAAUUUUAAAGGACUUCAAUGCCUGCAAGUGUCAGGGCUGCCACUGCCGCCGGGAGCCCAGACGCUCCAACCACAGCAAAACUCUCCAAACGCACAACUGGACCGUCAUGUACGCCCCCCACCCUCAAAAUGUUUACUGGGAGCAUCUGUCGGUGGGAGGAGCCAAGUGGUGGCUUCGCUGCCUUUUGAUCAACUGUAUCCUCUUCCUCCUCCUCUUCUUCCUCACCACUCCAGCCAUUAUAAUCUCCACCAUGGAUAAAUUUAAUGUCACCAAACCAGUGGAGUAUCUCAAUAAUCCAAUCGUCACCCAGUUUUUCCCCACCCUCCUCCUGUGGUCUUUCUCCGCCUUACUUCCUACCAUUGUGUACUACUCCGCCUUCUUUGAAGCCCACUGGACCCGGUCAGGAGAAAACAGGACCACCAUGCACAAGUGCUACACCUUCCUGAUCUUCAUGGUCCUGCUGCUGCCCUCUCUAGGACUCACCAGUCUGGACGUCUUCUUCCGUUGGCUUUUUGACAAGAAGUUUUUGGCAGACGCCAAAGUGAGAUUUGAGUGUGUUUUUCUUCCUGAUAACGGAGCUUUCUUUGUGAACUACGUGAUCGCCUCAGCCUUCAUCGGUAACGCCAUGGACCUGCUGAGGAUCCCCGGUCUGCUGAUGUACAUGAUCCGCCUCUGCCUGGCUCGCUCAGCAGCAGAUCGGAGAAACGUCAAAAGGCAUCAGGCGUACGAGUUUCAGUUUGGGGCGGCGUACGCUUGGAUGAUGUGCGUCUUCACGGUGGUCAUGACCUACAGCAUCACCUGCCCGAUCAUCGUUCCCUUUGGGCUGAUGUACAUGCUGCUGAAACACCUGGCAGACAGGUAUAACAUGUACUACGCCUACCUGCCAUCCAAACUGGAUAAGAAGAUUCAUUCUGGAGCUGUAAACCAAGUGGUAGCAGCUCCCAUCCUCUGCCUCUCCUGGCUUCUGUUCUUUUCCACCGUUCGUUCUGGCUUUUCUGCUGCGACAUCCAUGUUUACAUUUGUGGUUUUGAUCAUCACAAUAGUCGUCUGCCUGUCUCACGUCUGCUUUGGACAUUUUAAAUACCUAAGUGCUCACAACUACAAGACGGACAAACCGCUGAACGUGGUCGAGAACGGAACCGCGGCGCUGGAAACCAGACCCAGCAAGCAAAUGUACAUCGCUGAGGUUCUCCAGGACCCGGAGGAGGCGGCAUCAGGCAGCAGCGAGGACGAAGGCCAGGGGCCCUCGCGGGACGAGGAGGCCCGCCGUGCAGAAAACAGCAUGACCGGGGACUUCCAGUCCUGCGAGGACAGCCUCAUCGAGAACGAGAUACGGCAGUGAAAGCCAGCAGGACGGGAAGGAGAACGCCCGGACCGAACUCGACGAGUGCACUGACUGAAAGGCGGAGCUGAACUCUGUUUCCUAAGCUCCGCCCACUGAGGGACCUCACACCGACUAACACGAGCGCGGUUUCUACCGAGGGCUACAUGGACGGGUUUUGGUCGGUCCUUUCCUCUUCUGUGAAAAUCUGUCAACACAAAGAAAUCCCCUUCCUUCCGCUCCAAGCCCAGCCGAGGCUCUCCGAUCUGCUGCAGGAGGACCCGGCCGGGAGAAUCCAAAAAACAAAACAAAAAAAAACCUCGCUUUCUCCAAGGCAAGGAUGGGGUGUGUAUGCCUAAAACCUUAUUGCACUUGAAAGAAAAGAAAACGACCUCAAAGCUCGAGUUUCACUAAGGUACUGCGGUGCAAAAAUGCAAACUCCAAAGAUGUUUGGAGUAUUUCCUGUACCUCCUCUACCAGUAGGUCAAGCGCUCUGCCCAACGCCCUUCAGGGAGUAAGCAGCUUAGGAGAGACGAGCAGAUCGGAUCGUCUUAAGUGCUUCACUCAAUUCCACGGAAGUCUUUGUGGCAAAAAAAUGUUUUUAAAAUGUGAAAAAAAGAAAAGAAAAGAAAUGGAUGCUACUAACACUCAUAGAAGCUUAGAAACUGUACCGUAACUAAACACUGGGUUCAUCUGACCUGCUGUCGUAGAUGACUUUCUCUGUAGUUUGGAAGGAGACGUGCACUACACCGAUGGAAGGAUUCUGUGUAGGAACUGCUGCUAUGGUCCCACCAGGCUGGACUUUUUGUGAUGGGAGCAGAACGAGGACGGCGGGUGUUUUUUUUACCUUCAUAUUAGCAUUAUUUCUGUUUACAUCUCAUCAUGUAGAAAAAAAAUUCCAUCUAGGUGGCUACUUUUUAGUUUUGUGAUUUAAUUAAAUUAAAUCUAACAUGUAGACACUACAUCUUGUAGACUUAUGUUGUUUUUUGAGCUUUGUUACGGUUUUCAAAAAAAGUUGAAAUGUACUUUUUUUUUUUUUUUUUUUCUAUUUCAGAUUUGUUUUUGUUGCAAAAUUAUCCUGCAUGUUCUGCACAGAACAGUUGAGCGGUUGCAGUAGGUGAGCAACAAUGAACUAAUUAUUCAUGUUCAGGUCUGAAGGAGGGCAGAACUGGAAGCUUCUGGAGUUUCGAAGAGCUCGGCUUUAACCACGAAGGCCAACAGCAGACGUGAUUGAAAAGGUAGUUCUCAUCUGACCCAGACAGUUGGGGUUUGUUUUUUUAAGCUAUCUAAAAUCUAAUCCUCCAGCAACAAAUAGUAGAUUUAGACCCGAAAACCCCCAAGGCUUUUAUUUGAAUGGACUCCUCCGUCGGCACAUUCACAAUCGCUCGUUUGACUGCAAAGACGCGACGAGGAAAGGCGAGCGCCGCUACAUGACUGGAACACGCCUUUCUGUGGGGCCCCGCGGUCUCCUCUAUGACGGACCGAGAAGCACACAGGAAUUCACGUCUAACAAGAAAUGUAUCCAACCCGAUUUUGGUCUUCUCCGAGUCACGACAAGGUGCUUUUUACGUUUUAUACCGGAGAUGUCUUUUAAUCUCUGAAUGUUUGUCCAAAUCUAACAGCUUCCUUCCGCUUGUUUGUUUGUUUUUUUCCCCACACUGAAUGUACGUUUCUAAAACCCAAAACGUGGCCUGAAUUGACGUGCUUCUGGAGCGGCAGUUCUCUCUCGAAGCAUAAAUCAAACUUGUUGUUUUUUUAUUGUACAUAAUAGUGCCCAACAAAGAGGUCUUUUUUUUUUUUUUUUUUGUCUUUCUCAAUUUAAAUUUGGGUUGGAAGAAAAACAUUUAGAGUUUCAGGACUUGCAUCCCGAUCUGCGAUGAUUUGGUUUGUGUUGGUUUGUUUUCUGGGAUAUUUUUAUUUUAACUGACAAGCUAACAAAUGUUACCUGCUUGUUUCUACUAUGCAUCAAACUGUAGUAAAAUGUCUCUCUGUCUCAAA